UCAGCGCAGUCAGCCCCUGCAGGAUCCCGUUCACAGUCACAGGCGCCGGCCAGCGAGCGCUCACAGUGCGAGCAGGUGCGGGAGAGACGCACAGAGGACCCCCCGCUACUCUCCAGAGUCUACUUGUUGAUUCGGCCCACGGUGGCCGGACCGGGCGGACCGGACGGCGGUGCCUGUUUGAAGCAGCCUGCAGAAUGUCGGCGCGCGGCUCAUGAUGCCUCCGUCACCGGAGACCCGGACGGACACAACAAGUUUUAGCGCGUCUCUGGAAAUGUUGCUGCUCCACGACGUGAAUCGGGAUAUAUGGCAAACAUUCACAGGAGCGGAGGAGGGAGCCUGAUGCGGACAGCCAGGGGAAGCUGUCUUCUAGAUCUGCCUUUUGAAUUGACAAACAAUUGAAGAUGAUCAAGGCGGGGUCUCGGUCGGCGGCCACGCUGCCGCCGGACACGAUGGAUAUCAUCCGGAGCAAGGCCCACUCCCGCCGGGUGAGACUCAACGUAGGGGGUCUCCUCCACGAAGUCCUGUGGAGGACGCUGGACAGGCUUCCCCGCACAAGACUGGGCAAACUGAGAGACUGCAACACCCACGAAUCAAUCAUGGAAAUAUGCGACGACUACAGUUUGGACGGCAACGAGUACUUCUUCGACAGACACCCCGGCGCCUUCACCUCCAUCCUGAACUUCUACCGCACGGGGAAGCUGCACAUGAUGGAGGAGAUGUGCGCGCUGUCCUUCAGCCAGGAGCUGGACUACUGGGGCAUCGACGAGAUCUACCUGGAGUCGUGCUGCCAGGCCAGGUACCACCAGAAGAAGGAGCAGAUGAACGAGGAGCUCAAGCGGGAGGCGGAGAACCUGAGAGAGAGGGACGGAGAGGAGUUUACCACCACGUGCUGCUCGGAGAAGAGGAAGAAACUCUGGGACCUGCUGGAGAAGCCCAGCUCGUCGUUUGCUGCUAAGAUCCUGGCCAUCAUCUCCAUCCUCUUCAUCGUCUUGUCCACCAUUGCCUUGUCUCUGAACACCCUCCCAGAGCUGCAGGACACGGACGAGUUCGGCCAAGCCACGGACAACCCCCAGCUGGCCCACGUGGAGGCCGUGUGCAUCGCCUGGUUCACCAUGGAGUACCUGCUCCGCUUUCUCUCCUCCCCCAACAAGUGGAAGUUCUUUAAGGGUCCUUUGAACAUUAUCGACCUUCUUGCCAUCCUGCCCUACUAUGUGACCAUCUUCCUGACAGAGUCCAACAAGAGCGUGCUGCAGUUCCAGAACGUCCGCCGCGUGGUCCAGAUUUUCCGGAUCAUGCGCAUCCUGCGUAUCCUGAAGCUAGCGCGUCACUCCACGGGUCUUCAGUCUCUGGGCUUCACUCUUAGGAGGAGCUAUAAUGAACUUGGCCUUCUCAUUCUUUUCUUAGCCAUGGGCAUCAUGAUCUUCUCCAGUCUGGUGUUCUUUGCAGAAAAGGAUGAGGAGGACACCAAGUUCAAAAGCAUCCCAGCCUCCUUUUGGUGGGCCACUAUUACUAUGACCACAGUGGGCUAUGGGGACAUCUACCCGAAAACGCUCCUGGGCAAGAUCGUGGGUGGCUUGUGCUGCAUUGCAGGAGUACUGGUGAUUGCCCUGCCUAUUCCCAUCAUUGUAAAUAAUUUCUCUGAGUUCUACAAGGAGCAAAAGAGGCAGGAGAAAGCCAUUAAGAGGAGAGAGGCUCUGGAGCGAGCUAAAAGAAACGGUAGCAUUGUUUCCAUGAACAUUAAAGACGCGUUUGGCCGUAAUGUGGAGCUUAUGGACGUGAUGGUGGAGAAAACGGAGGAAAAGAAGGACAAAGUGCUUGAUAAUCACGUGUCACCGAACCAGCAGCGAGGGGCGCCCAAAUCUAAGUCACAGAUGAACCAGAGCAGCCCCACAAAGGCCCUGGAAAACUACCAGGAGCAGGCCAGGCCCUCCAGCAGCCCUCAGCAUCUCAGCGCUCAGAAACUGGAGGAGACGUACAACAAGAUGGCCAAGACGCAGUCCCAACCCCUCCUCAACAGCAGGGAAAGGGGGACGUCCAAGGCAGUUAGACACAGGGCUGAGUUUGAGAUGGGCAGCAUCCCCACCGAAGCUCCGUCAAGCACAGCCGAGGCAGUGACGGACAUGAGGAGCAUGUCGAGCAUCGACAGCUUCAUCAGCUGUGCCACCGACUUCCCCGAGAGCUCCCGUUUUUCCCACAGCCCCGUCAGCAGCAUGCCGGGGCGGGUCAGCACCAACCCCAGCCUGGAGCCCACCCUGGAGAACGAGAACGAAGGCUCCCAGGGCACCACGCCGACCCAGACGGGACGGGGCGCCAAGCCCGGCCCGUGUUCCGGCAGCCCGCGAGGCCUGCGAUUCGGCAACCCGCUGAGGAGUCGCGCUCACAAGGUCAACUUCAGAGGCGGCGAGGACCCGGGAGCAGGCGUGCUGUCGGACAGCUCGUCGGUCCAGAGUCCCGCCGCGUCCGUCUACACGACCGCCAGCAGCAGGACCCCCAGCAAGAGCCCAGAGAACGUGCCGCCCGGCAUCUUCACGUUCCACGACGCGUCUAUCAGUAAGUUCAUCGACGCCGACACGGACGAGGAGGAGCACCUGCACGACGGCUCCGGCAGCAACUCGUCCCAGAGACUCCUGGAAAAAGCCAGUCCUAAGCCUGGACGCCACCCCAGCUUCCCGCUGGGGUCCAACCACAGGGAGGGUCUCCAGAGGAAGCUGGAUAACAGCACGCUGCCUGCAGACGGGCAGGAAAACCACGUGGCUCAGGAACUGCAGCCACUGCAGGGAGAGACGAGUCACUCCAAUGCUUGAAGCUACGAUGAAUGAUUGAUGAAUAAAUGAACAUACGGAAAAGAAGCACAGUGAACAAAAAAUGAACUUAAGACUUUGGAUAUAAAAGACUUUUUAUGCCAUUAGAGCAAAACUGAGUCGGGAGAAAACAGGAAAACGUUUAUGAUCCUUUUCUUAACAAGGACUCAUCAGAAGGCUCUAAUAAAGGCAAGAAAUGCGCAUCGGACCAUUUUUACUAAUUAUGCAUUUCUUUCAGCCCAGUUUAUCAGCGAAUAAGUACAAAGUGUAAAAGUACAGAAAAUCAUUUGAUAAUAAACCUAUUUUUUGACGUCACAGGAUGAAGCCAGAGUCGCAGGACGUCCACUCAGUAGCAAAGCAAAGCACCAACAGAGAUGCGUUCACCACCAGUCAGCUGAGAUCCGUUAGAGUAGUUUUAUUUUAGCGUUAACUUCAUAUACUUAACUUCUGUAACUUUAUGGCAUUGCAGGUAGUUUGUUUCCUCUAACUUUCCUCUUCAAAGCCGGCCUUAGUUCAUGUUGUCGCCUACAUUUGUGUUUGAAGAGCGACCGAGGCACCGGCGGCACAUGAAGGUGUGUAAUUCAACGUCCUCCUCUGUAAAGUUCCCGCUCUCUUGUCUUAAGUGCGACACCGAAGAGAGUCCGUCGCUCGCUUCUCGUCGAUUGUUUUGUUCCGCACAGAGCAGAGACGACGAGCUCGUUCAAAUGAGAGGCGAUUUUUAUGUUUUACGACGAACGCAGGAAGGAGCUGCUUGUUCGUUCGCGUCCGUUUGGUUGAGUUGUUUGCUUUAAAUGUCUGUGUGCGUUUUGAAUCUGUGUUUUUUUUCCCCAAACUUACCUGAAGAUGUUGUGGUUCCUAUUGUAGCUGACAACUUUAACAUGUGAGCGUCGUUAUAGCUGGAAAAAAAAAUCACAUUUCAACGAUGCACUUCCUGUUGUUGGAGUGUGAACUCAUUAUAACUACAAAGGUACAGUAUUACAGAAAAUACACAUUUAUUGUAUAAGAAUGAAAUAAUUUAUAUUUUUAAGAUAUUUUCUAAAAAGAAUGGACAUAAAUAUAUUGUUCUAAUCUCGUAGUUUUGCAUUUCAAUACACAACAUGUACUGCAUUAUUUUGAUGGAGCUGCAUUUACUAGUAGACAAAACCCUAUAACAGAAACAUCUUGUUUGCGAAUGUCUGUCCCUGUAUCCAGUAAUGUGAACAACCAAAGACCUGCUCCUUCUGUAAACCACUUUUUCGUUUCAUCUCAACGCGUGAAACGUAACCAUUCCUGUUUAUACACAGCCGACUCUGACGUAUUUCAGGGAGCCAUACGAAGGAGGAAGGGAGACGGAGCACAGCACUUUAGUCCACAUCCAAGCUAAUUGGAACAUCACCAUACAUGUUGGUUACGCAGCUAAAUGUGCUGCAUCCUGCUCGUAUGACUGGCUUUAAAGCUGAGUGUCCACCAUCUGCUUACAUACUGUAACCAUGCAUUGACUUACGAGAUGCCGCGCGCGCAUGCUGCAGUACAUAGUAUGUAUUUUAGUAGUGAACCUGACCUUUAGAAAGACACAAGUAUUUAGUCUGUACAGCUGUUUUCGGUCGUUAGACAUGAGGAUUUAGAUGUUUCUGUGCCUUUGCUUUUAAAGAAAUGCCUGUCCUGCAUAUUGGAUCUGUGUCUGCAGCCUGAUGGAGCCUCAGUAACAAUUAAAGUGUGUAACAGACAAAGACACUGGGAACUGGGACGCCACGCUGACGCCCUCAUUAAAUGCCUCGCAUUCAUUCUCUAAUGCAUUUUCUUGUCCAGUCGCGUUUAAAUGGCUCAUAUGUACAUGACAUAGGCCCAAUCGACACAAACAAACAGGUGCAGACUCACUCAGCAGAGUGAAGGAUCACUGUUUCCAUGGUGAUGGUUGAUACCGGACGGCUCAAGCAUCAAGCAAGCAGCCUAAUUUGCAGGGAUUGAGUUAUUAAAGACUUCGGUCAGUCAUCAUCCCAUCAUUUUCAUUCCAUACAAACUCUGCAGCAGUUUGCGGUUUGACAGAGCCUGAGCCCAAGAUGCUGUUGCUGCGAUGUUUACGUUUACUCCAACUCCAAACGCCUGUGGAGGGAGGGAGUGUGAAAUGUGAAUGGAACGGGGGCCAGCACUGUGUGUGUGUGUGUGUGUGUGUGUGUGUGUGUGUGUGUGUGUGUGUGUGUGUGUGUGUGUGUGUGUGUGUGUGUGUGUGUGUGUGUGUGCUGUCAGCCUGAUCCAAGCUGACGUUCUCUAAUGAUGGCCGUGGCACUUUGCUAUUUCACCUCACGUCCAACUUCCCCGACUAACUCAGACAUGAUGCUUCAAAACAUCUCCUUCUCCUUUUUGUGCCCCUUCGAGGGCGAAGCGCUUCGCUUCUCGGGCGCGACGACUGCCACCACAUUCCCUCAGUCGGAAACUAAGCUGCCCAGCGAGGCGAGGCGCACAAAGAGGAGCCGUUUGCACAAUGACGGUGCAAAAAUGACAGCUGGUUUGAGGAUCAUUUGUGUGAUUCUAUAAAUAACAUCCUGGGCGUGCAGCAGGAAAGGCUCGGUUACAGCAAUGUCUUUGUCAGAUGGUGCCCUGAAAUCCUGAAAAAACGAACCAGGAGGAGGAAGAGGAGCGGGGUGUGUGGAGGGUCACAGGGACGAUGUGGUGGAGCUCAGCGUGCGACGACUGAAGGAUCAUUAACAUUCAUCACACAACAGUCAGACAUGCAGUAAAUACUGAGAAAUCUUUGAAAUAAAGCCUGACGUUACAGUGCACGUCUUCCGAACAGUCUAUUGAUGUGAUUAUAGCUGUUUAAUCUGUUUAAUUGCUUUCAAUAAUGUCCUUGCUGAUUUUUAUAUCCACAUUUUUUUCUUGUAUUCUGAACUGCACUUUAUGUUUCUUAGUUAAAUCAGUAUGUUCAGACACAAAUUCCAGCAGAACAACUUACUCAGUUGUUUUUGAGCGCAACAGGUUUAAGCCAAAUGCAGACGCCCAUGAUGAUUCCACCUUCCGAAUGCUCCUGUUGGAUCCGAUGCUGUGUGUCUGGAAAAAUGUCUGCUUUGUUGUCGUUCCCUGUUCAACGCAUGUAGCGCUGUUAAUACCUUUGUCACAUAGAAUUUGUAAACGUCAUCUAAGAAGCUGAAACAGGAAAAAGAAUUUCACCUUUUACUGAGUGAUGCUUAAUAAAAGACAUUAAUUCAG
Messenger RNA from Betta splendens (Siamese fighting fish), 5987 nucleotides. RefSeq names its product potassium voltage-gated channel subfamily B member 1-like. Gene Ontology annotation, cellular component: voltage-gated potassium channel complex; membrane. The transcript is spliced from 3 exons. Gene Ontology annotation, biological process: protein homooligomerization; potassium ion transmembrane transport. The record is from RefSeq and is a predicted model, not a curated record. Gene Ontology annotation, molecular function: delayed rectifier potassium channel activity; protein binding. Lineage: Eukaryota; Metazoa; Chordata; Actinopteri; Anabantiformes; Osphronemidae. The coding region runs from base 402 to 2804 and encodes 800 amino acids.